CACUAUAUAUAUUCAUACUCAUUUCUUUGUUUUUCUUCAAUAACAAGUACUUAAACACCACUAACUUCUCAGAUUUUGUUAUUGUAAUUGUGAUCUACGAUCGUGAUGGGCUCGGUUCGUGAUGAUUCAAACGAGUUGACCAAAACUGAAAAUGUUCUUGAUUAUCAUCAGACAGUGAUAACUGAAAUUGCUUUGUCUGAAAAAGUGAAAAAUGAAAGUGAGUCUAAGACAGAGGAAGCUGAAAUUCUGUCUGAAAAUGUUCUUGAUCGUCAUCAGACAGUGAUAACUGAAAUUGUUGUGUCUGAAAAAGUAGAAAAUGCAACCGAUAUCGAGAGAGUGGAAGCUGAAAUUCCGUCUGAAAACGAGCAUAAUCAAACUCUUGUGAAGAAAAAUCCUGUAAUUGUGUUUGUUUUAGGUGGUCCUGGGGGAGGAAAGAGCACACAGUGUUCCAAUCUUGCAAAGGAAAUAGGAUACACUCAUCUCAGCAGUGGUGAGCUUCUCCGAAAAGCGAGGAAAUCGGACUUGGAAAAUGGACCAUUGAUAGAGAGCCUGAUCAAGGAAGGAAAAAGUGUUCCUCCGGAUGUAACUAUGAGGAUACUUUUGAAAGCUAUGAGUGAGAGUGGAACUAAUAGGUUUCUUCUCGAUGGGUUUCCUCGCGAUGAUGAGAUUCGUGUUGCUUUUGAGUCUGCUGUCGGAAUAGAGCCGGAAAUGGUUCUGUUUUUUGACUGUUCUGAAGAAGAGAGGGAGAGAAGAAUUCUGAAUAGAGAUCAGGGAAGAGUUGAUGAUAAUCCCGAGUCAAUAAGAAAGAGGUUCAAUUACUUUGAACAGCAUACUCUUCCUGUAGUCGAGUAUUAUCGUGCCAAAGGAAAAGUUUAUCAGAUUGAUGCUGCUAAGCCAAUGGAAGAAGUUUUUGAGACCCUGAAAAGUUUUUUCAGAUCAUUAAUUCAACCUGAUGAAGAAAUUCCGUCAACUAGUUCUGAUUUGGAAAAUGGAAUUUCAGAACUGAAAUUAUGAAUGUUGUUUAAAUUUUCUUCUGGAAGAUGUCACUAAUAUAGCUUAAUGUGCCCAUGAUAUUAGAAACUUUUUGUAAUGCAGGCUUUAAUUCUAAAUUUUAGUCGGCAUUUUUGUUUUAAA
Molecule: messenger RNA, 1134 nt
Organism: Mercurialis annua (annual mercury)
Lineage: Eukaryota; Viridiplantae; Streptophyta; Magnoliopsida; Malpighiales; Euphorbiaceae
Product: UMP-CMP kinase 3-like
Exons: 8
Coding region: 106-1014 (302 amino acids)
Biological process (GO): UDP biosynthetic process; CDP biosynthetic process
Cellular component (GO): nucleus; cytoplasm
Molecular function (GO): ATP binding; UMP kinase activity
Source: RefSeq, a predicted model, not a curated record